AUGAAUGGUUUUCAAGUCCUUGGGGAAAGACAAAACAGAAGGGCGGAAGCACAGAGACUAUACAUCUCAGAGUUAGAGAGAAGACAGAGCAGGAAGCACAAGAACAUCGACACACUCCAGGUCUACAUCGAAGGUUUGCCUCAGAAGAUCCAGAAGCAGGUCACCGAGAGCGAUUCUUGGAAACUUGUGUCGGCAAAACUCAACACUGUAAAUGAGCAUGUCAACAGCAUGUCAAGGGUACUCAACGAGACUCUGGUGCCUGGGCUUGAGAGCAUGAGGCCUGGUGUGGCAGCGAUAUCCAAAGGCAUAGACGUUGCUACCGGGAAUAUUACCGCCAUCCCCAAUGCAGCAGAGAACACUUUGACGCCGAGUUCAAGAACCCGGUCAUGGAUGCUGGUGAUAUCACAGCAUGCACAAAAGUCGCUUUUAGAGAGGAUAGCAACUGCCAAUACUGUGAAGGUUCAGAUAGAACGGCACCCUUCUGAGAUCUGCACUGUCGUCAAAACCGUCACAGACGCAUCCGUGGCGGUGAUCACAGACCACUCUACUACAAAGUUCAACAAAAUACUAGGAAAGGUCGGUGCAAGAGUGCAUCUCUCCACCACGGCUAUCACAACAGAUGCCAUCAAAGGAGCUGGCAUGGCCAACGAAAUAUUGACAACCCAGGCACCGACAGAGCUGAUCGGGGUUUCCAAGAUGGCGUUAACGUGGCCAGAUACCGUCAAUCUUCCGAGCGUAUUUGCAACUGGUAUUUCACCUGUUGUUGAAAGCUUGAAGCCUAUGGGGUGUGGAAUUGAAGACCUCGGUACUGUUCCAGCGUGCGUGACCGACAUCAAGAAGACAUUGGACGAGGUGGCUGCCAAAGCAGAAGAGAUUCCCACAAAAGUUAUCGUACCGCUGAGUGUAGCAAUGAAAACCCUCGCCUCAAUGGCAGAGGCUGUUGAGGACACCAAGGACACGACCACAUCCGAAAUCGACAAUCUCGCUAAAAGGCCAGAUAAAAUGGCCGCGGCCAAUGACAAAUUUUCACAGAUGAUGCUAUCAGGAGAGAAAGCGCGCUACGGGAGAAGAUAUGACGAAAAUAAAGGACGAGCUGAAAGCUGUGACCGCUGGGGUUGUGGAGCUGCCUUCGAGGUCGCACUUAAACCCAGCCUCGACUUAUUGGAACCAUUUGGAGGUCAAGUGAAGCAGCUAGAGAAAGUGACGGUCGAACAUCUUGAGAAGAUCCACGAACAGUUGGGGAGAGCGGUCACUGCGACUGGCAAGCUUUCCAAAGAACUCAAUCUACUUAUACAGCCAAUCUCCGACCAAGUAAUGCCCCCGGUCAGCCUCGAUGCCAACGCUCCCACCACAAAAGUCACGCUCAGAGACUUGCUCGCCAAUUUGAAGUCCGCCAUGGCGAAAUCGGCAGAGAUUUCGAAGCUGAAGGUCACGCUGGAAAAUAUGGAAUCUCAUUUUCAAAGCGCUGUUGGCUGCCACAUGUUGACAUACAAGAGAGUUGAUGGAAUUGGAGACAUGGUCCUCAACAUGUCUAAGGAAAUGAUCCGCCAACAUAUUGCAAGGGGUCCCAACAAUCGACCAAAUCGAGAGCAACUGAAGAACCAUCUGGAGCCCAUCAAUAGCAAAGUUUCCAACGUGAUCACGGCAGACCAAUUUACACAGAUUACAGUGGACCGCGCGGCUGGCGCUGCCGAUGUGUGGGAAGAAUUAGUCAAAUCCGAGGUUGGAAAGAUCAAGACUCACUUCGAGGCUAUUGUCGGUACAUUGGAAGAGGCAUCAGCGAGCGAGACGGAGAGAAUGCGCCGGCUAGAGGCAAUGCUACAUCACGACAGCCUUACUCAUGACAUCAAGUACGAUCGGAAGGUAGAAGAACUACUUGUUCCGCUCCGGGAUAAUUUGAAGCAAAUUUGCCAGCAGAUGGAGAUCAUGAAAGCCGAUCAAUGCCUGUGUGGGGAGGAUCUUGGGAGCAUUGCCGGAAAGGAAAGGGCAAUCAGACGCAUAAGGGUCCUCGUCGAUCGCGCUGCUUCUUCGCGAGAAGGCGAAGGACAGCAGCGAGUUAUCACUGGGGUGAGAGAAUUGUUCGCACGUCCACAGGAGAGCCAUCGCAUUGGAGAGAUGGAGGACCAAGAUAUCCAGGGCGUGGAUUGGGCUCUGCAUAUGCCUCAUCAAAUUCCUCCAAGGACUGAUGGAAGUGAGGACUGUAUGCGCUACAGGCCUUCAAUUGACGAGACAAUCCGGAUCGAAGAGGGCGAGGCUCAACCAGAGGGCGGCGAUGAGGUCAGCGAACCCCCUCCAGGAGACACACAAAGACAGCGCAGCUCUGCUCCCAGCUCCAGGAACCGGGGCGACGGAGAACUUCAACCAGAGGAAGAAGGCGAAGAGCAAAGUGAACUUCGUGACAUUUCGGACAGCUGGCUAUUUCAUGAUAUCGGUUCUGAACUGGUACAGCAUACCGGUACCAGCACCCAUGAAUGCUUUCUCCUUUUCCUCACCAGCAAGAAUGCGAGGGCGCAUGUCAAAGGCGUCACAAUAGAGGCGUGGCUCGAUCAGUAG
Molecule: messenger RNA, 2553 nt
Organism: Hyaloscypha bicolor E
Lineage: Eukaryota; Fungi; Ascomycota; Leotiomycetes; Helotiales; Hyaloscyphaceae
Exons: 5
Coding region: 1-2553 (850 amino acids)
Source: RefSeq, a predicted model, not a curated record